This is a messenger RNA of Mesocestoides corti, 12273 nucleotides long. The record is from the annotation of a GenBank genome assembly. Lineage: Eukaryota; Metazoa; Platyhelminthes; Cestoda; Cyclophyllidea; Mesocestoididae.
AUGAAUCACGAGGAGUUCAAAAUAACCCUGAAGGAUUUUCCAGAGUCAUCAUUUGAACCCAAAGUACAAGUGCCAUUUUAUGUGAAACCGGGUCAAUGCCCCAGGAAACUUGUCAUUGAAAGGAAACGGCGAGAAUACGAGAGGCACAAUCUCGAACGCCUGUUGGAAGAAAGGCACAAGAUUCUUACGAGAAAUCUUAUGCCAAAGCCUGCUUUUGACUAUCGAGAUAAGCAAAGAGCUUGGGAUCGUUAUUUAUUCCUUGAAAUUUUUGAUGAUGAAGAUUAUGACUGCCGGACCCCUUCAGAUUGGCUUGCAUUGGGGCUUGUUGGUAAAGUUCGCAAACCCAUACCAGCAAUUGCCCUACUGCCUGGUGUUGAAACUCCAGAAGACGUCGACAUGCGAAGUGUGGAAGUAAGUUGGCACUGGCAAAAAUGCGCUGUUAUUGACUAUAACUGGAACACUAAGAAGUGGCUAGUACGGAGGAAGAUUUCGAAUAUUUGUGGACCAACAAAGGAUCCAACGGUGGCGGAGUCACAAUAUUGGAUUCCUAGGAUUCAGUUAAUGUUUUUAGCGGAAGACCCGGUUAUCUUUGCAAAACGCGUUGCUCAAGCCUACUAUGAUAGGGAAGCUGCUGAAGCAACGAUUCGUUACAACCUCUAUCUGGAUUGCAUGCCCGUUGAUGGACUUGUCGAAAUGAACCAGUCGACGAUAAAUCACAUCACUUACCUUGCCAAGGAAUCAACGCCACGCCUAAAAGCUGUCAAAGGAUUAGAAUCAUCAUUACAAUUUCUACAGAAGGAAAUUGUUAUCGACCACUGGCGAAGCAUGAAUGAUAUAAUUCUACGUACGAUCGAGAUGCCCAAGUUUGACUUCAGGAGAGCUUUUGAGGAAUUUACAUUUAAUACAUUUUUCACACGGCCUGAAGCUAUAGUGGCGAAUGCUACAGCCCAGUUCGAAUGUUUUGAGGCGAGACGAAAAUUUCUUUUACAGUUUCCUGUUUCAAAGGCGGUCAGAAUUGAAGAAUUUGAGCAAACACAAAUCCAGACAAUUCAACAGUCAGCAUCGUUUCUAAAAACUAGCUGGAUUGAAAAUCUACGACGUCACAUUCGCGUAGCCUUGCGUGAGAGCGGUAAAGGAUGGUUUAACAUAUAUGAAACUGACUAUUACGUCUACUCAAAGUCAAAACUCAAGAAAUUUUUGGAAAGUAUAAAGUUCUGCAUGCAAGAUGCUCUCCGUUACAAUGUUAUGGAAUCAAUUUUUGGAUUUGUAAAAAUAUUUGAGGAUGCCUGCUAUGACUGCCUCAAGCUUAACUCAGACUUCGUGUGGACAAAUGACCUACGAACAAGCAAUAUUCAGCCGAAAUACAAUCCGGUCUUUGUUGUUGACCUGGUAAUUGACUCGGACGGAGUCCAUUACAGCAACCUAAUGGGGCAGUUUGACAGAUGUUGCGGGCAGCUUUUGGAUAAAGCUAUAAAUUCCAUCCAACAGAUUUCUCAGCUCGAGCGAUUUGUUGUUGAAGGCAUAAGUUGGUCAGAAAACCCAUUAAUUGAGGCUGUUGGUGCUCAUGAGCCAGAGGUUGAAGCCUAUAGGACCAAACUACGAAAAUUACUUCGAGCCGCCUACAUCCCAAUGAACGCUUAUGCUGAGCAAUACAAGACCUACGUGGAACUAUCGCUUCUCGAAAUUCCAACUUACAUAAAUGAUUUUCUGCGAGUGUACGAGGCCCAAAAUGAAGAUGCCUACGCUGUAAAAAAGGAGGUAGAGAAACAAUAUUCUGAGGAGAAGAAAUUGGAGGAAGUGAUGCCUCUAUUAAUCACGAUUGGGCCAUUCCUUAUAAAUGUAGAACCCCUCAGGACUAGACUUAUGAAAAAGAGGUCUGACAUGGCCAGGGCUAUGCUUGAUUUACUUGCACGGCAAUUAAGGAAACAAGCUGAUGCUGCCUGUGAAGUGUUCCAGGAGAUUGCUAACAAACUCUACGAGAAACCUAACACAAUUGAAGAGCUGACAGUAGUUCGUGAUUACAUGGACACUGUUCCUAGUAUUGUUGAGAGACAACAGGAGGAGGUAGAUCGCGUUCUUGCUGACUAUGAGCUAAUUGACGAAUUCUACUACAAUCUAAACAACGAUGACUUUACAGCCAAAUGGACCACAAUUGCAUGGCCGAGCAAAAUCCGGAAUCUUUUGGAAGAGACGGAACUGAUGUUGGAAGAAGACGAAGAACGGUUCCGGAGACUCCAAAUUUCAGACUUGGCUUCCUUUGCUGAUAAGAUUGAUAGUCUUACGAUGAUGGUAUCCUCUAUGGCAUCAUUUACAGACGUGAGCAAAGCCCAUGAGGUCUCUAACGAAGUGCGAAGAGUUCACAAGCAACUCAUGGACGCACAAGAGAGUGCCCUACUGUAUAACAGCCGUGAGAGGCUUUUUGAGAUGCCAGUUACUAAUUUUGAUAGGAUAGGCACUUUGCUAAAGGACUUUGAGCCAUUCCGUGUGCUAUGGAUCGCAGUGUCUGACUGGCUAAAAACACAAGAUGCUGUCAUGUCUGAUCCGCUAUCUUCAAUUGAUGCCGCAGCUGUUGAAAAACAGGUUACCGAAUGCCACAAGAUUAUGCAUAAAUCCAUUCGGAUUUUCCACGAGCUACCUGGUGUUCAAGAAGUAGCUAGCCAAAUCAAGAUGGCGAUCGAGGAAUUCAAACCCUUCGUACCACUCAUCCAGGGCCUUCGUAAUCCUGGCAUGAACAGUAGGAUGUGGGAUUUAAUCAGCGAAAGGACUGGCAUUGCAGUUGUGCCCAAAGCUUCACUGACCUUCGCCAAAUGUCUUGAAAUGCGACUUCAGGACCAUAUCGAGGUGAUCACGGAAAUCGCUGACAUAGCUGGGAAAGAAUAUGGCAUCGAGUCAGUACUUUGUAAGAUGAUCGACGACUGGGAGAACAUUAUAUUCGAAAUUCAACCGUAUAAGACAACCGGGACCUACGUUAUUAAAAUCACGGAAGAAAUCAAUCAGCAACUUGACGAUCACAUAGUACUCACACAAUCUCUAAGCUUUUCACCGUACAAAAAGCCAUUCGAGGAACGCAUUGCAAGCUGGGAGAAACGUCUGCAGAUCACUCAGGAGGUCAUUGAGGAAUGGAUCACUUGUCAGCGUAACUGGCUUUAUUUAGAGCCCAUUUUUACAUCAGAGGACAUCACACGUCAAUUGCCAGUAGAAGGAAAACGAUUCGCUACGAUGGAGAAGAUCUGGAGAAAGAUCAUGAAAAUAGCCCAUGAUCAGCCAAAAGUGAUUAUUUUGUGUCCCGAUAGCCGAAUCUUAAACAACCUUCGUGAAUGCAACACUUUGCUGGAACAAGUCCAAAAGGGAUUAAGCGAAUAUCUUGAAACAAAACGGCAGGCGUUUCCUCGUUUCUUCUUCUUGUCUGAUGAUGAACUGUUGGAGAUACUUUCACAGUCCAAGGAUCCAACCGCCGUGCAGCCGCACUUGAAAAAGUGUUUCGAAAAUAUUGCAAAGCUUAGAUUUGAGAGUGAUUUGGAAAUUACGGCAAUGUUCUCAGGUGAAGGCGAAAAGAUUCCAUUCGAGAAGACUACGCACCCGACUGGAAACGUCGAAGAAUGGAUGUCCGAGGUUGAGAAUUUAAUGCGCUUCUCCAUGCGUACUAUAAUCGGUCGAGCUCUAGUCGCCUAUCCAGAGACCGCAAGAACAGAAUGGAUUCUAAAUUGGCCUGGCCAGGUCGUCAUCGCUGGUUGUCAAACCUAUUGGGCAUCCGAAGUUACAGAGUCCCUCGUUCACACGAACGCGGGUGGACUCAAAGGAUUGUAUCCCCAUCUGUUAGACCAGUUGGACGAUCUUCGCAUCUUAGUUCGAGGUGAUUUAACGAAAAUCGGUCAAAUGACGCUCUCUGCAUUGAUCGUUAUUGAAGUACAUGCCAGAGAUGUAGUUGACAACAUGGUCCAACAACAUGUCUCAUCUAUUAAUGACUUUGAGUGGAUUAGCCAGCUACGGUACUUUUGGAUUCCCAAAGAAGAAGAGCUCAAGAUUCGUGUUGUCAAUGCUGAAUUCUCUUAUGGCUAUGAGUACUUAGGAAACACCACCAGACUGGUAAUCACACCACUGACAGAUCGCUGUUACCUCACUCUUACUGGUGCGCUCCAUCUAAACUUUGGAGGUGCUCCAUCAGGUCCAGCAGGAACUGGGAAGACUGAGACAACAAAGGAUUUGGGCAAGGCUUUCGCUAUCCAGUGUGUCGUUUUUAAUUGCUCCGAUCAGCUCGACUUCAUGGCCAUGGGCAAAUUCUUCAAGGGUCUUGCUUCAUCUGGUGCCUGGGCAUGCUUUGAUGAAUUCAACCGUAUUGACAUUGAAGUUUUGUCAGUUGUUGCGCAACAAAUCACAACUGUUCAGAAAGCACAGAUGCAACGGGUCGAGAGGUUCCUUUUUGAAGGCGUAGAAUUGUCCCUAAAGGCCUCCUGCGCUAUCUUCAUUACAAUGAAUCCCGGUUAUGCCGGCCGUACUGAGUUACCAGACAACUUGAAGGCGCUUUUCCGACCAGUCGCAAUGAUGGUUCCAGACUAUGCCCUGAUCGCUGAAAUUUCCCUUUUCUCUUUUGGCUUUGCUGAUGCCCGUGUGUUAGCAAAGAAAAUCGUUACAACGUUUAAACUUUCUUCUGAGCAGUUGAGUAGUCAGAAGCACUACGAUUUCGGUAUGCGCGCUGUUAAAAGCGUCAUUUACGCCGCUGGUAAUCUGAAAAGACGUGAAGCGGAUAUGGACGAAGACCUCAUCGUCCUCCGAGCAAUUCGUGAUGUAAACCUACCGAAGUUCCUAACAGAUGACUUGAGCCUCUUUAACGGCAUUGUAUCCGACCUAUUUCCAAAGAUUCGUCAUAUUGUUGCGGGAGAGAUUGAUUACGGUGAUCUCAUGGUGGCCCUAAAAACAGCUGCAGGGAAAAUGAAUCUUAAGGAUGGUAAUGGUUUUCUACACAAAUGCAUCCAGUUAUUCGAGACCACGGUUGUUCGGCAUGGUCUGAUGAUUCUUGGUCCAACGGGAUCUGGCAAAACUAAGUGUUACGAGGUACUCAAAGACGCUCUGAGUUCUUUGAGAAACCAGCCUUCUCCAGACGGCUCGUUCUUCCAGAACGUUAUAACUUACGUCUUGAAUCCCAAAUCUAUCACUAUGGGCCGACUGUAUGGGGAAUUUGACCUUGUAACACACGAGUGGACUGACGGUAUCUUGAGUGUUCUCAUUAGAGAAGGUGUUGCUGCCGAUGACCUUGACAAACGGUGGUACGUUUUUGAUGGUCCUGUUGACGCUGUGUGGAUUGAGAACAUGAACACAGUGCUUGACGACAAUAAGAAACUCUGUCUGAGCAGCGGUGAAAUAAUCAAACUGACUGACACCAUGACAAUGAUAUUUGAAGUUGCUGAUUUAGCUGUCGCAUCGCCUGCCACUGUAAGCCGAUGUGGAAUGGUCUACUUGGAGCCAAGUAUCCUUGGCUUGAAGCCUUUCAUCGAAUGCUGGCUUCAAAGUUUACCUGCUCCAAUUUUUCCGCAUAGGGAUAAAUUAGAAAGUCUCUUUGAUUUCUACCUCGAGGACUCGAUUCAAUUUAUUCGAGAGAACACCCACGAAAUUGUACCCAGCACAGACGGCCAGCUAACUUUCAGUUUAUUAAAACUUUUCUCCUGUUUCUACAAACGGUUUCUCCCAAAGCCGGGUCUUCCGCUGCCGGCGAAGAAGGAAGAACGAGCCAGGGACGGAGUUUCUGAAGACCUUAUUGCAAGAACUGGUGAAGUUAUUGAAUCUUGGUUCUUCUUCUCAUUAGUCUGGUCCGUUGGAGCAACCUGUACCAACCAGGGCCGCAAAGCCUUUGACAUCUUUCUGAGGCAAAGGAUGAAGGAAUUGAAGUGUUACCGUCCGUUCCCUCCAGAAGGCAUGGUGUAUGAUUACUAUCUUGACGAAGCGGGCACACUUAGCACAGAUAAGAAGGAUUACGAUUGUGAUAAUCAACAGGAAAAUCAAGUUCAUUGGGAGCACUGGAUGACACAUGUACCACCCUACGAAGUUGACAUGACGGCAAAAUACUCAGAAAUUCUUGUUCCAACUUUGGAUAGCGUUCGUCUUGUUAAGGUUAUGGAGAUGCUUCUGAAAAAUGAAAACCCAGUACUUUGCAUUGGGCCUACGGGUACAGGAAAGACUGUAUACAUAUCGGACAAGCUCACGCGAGGCAUGCCCCCCGAGUUCAUUCCUGAUUUUAUGGUUUUCAGUGCCAAGACAUCAGCUAGUCAGACACAGGACUUGAUUGACAGCAAACUUGACAAGCGAAGACGCGGUGUAUUUGGUCCGCCUCCCGGAAAGUACUUGAUUUUAUUCAUUGAUGACCUAAAUAUGCCUGCUCCAGAUGCGUUUGGUUCCCAACCUCCAAUCGAACUAAUUAGACAGUGGAUGGAUUUCAAGGGUUGGUACGACCGAAAGCAGAUUGGCACCUUUAAAAAUAUAGUGGAUGUUAAUUUCUUAGCUGCUCUUUGCCCACCUGGAGGUGGUAGAAAUCCAAUCACCCAGCGUCUACUGCGACACUUUAAUUACUUGGGUUUCAAUGAAUUGGAAGAAUCUAGUCUCAUGACUAUAUUUUCAACCAUCAUAACCAGCUGGUUUAUGCAAACCCCAGAAAAUUCACCUGUUCGUCUUUUGAUUGAACGUGUCGAGCCAUUAGUAAAAGCAACUAUUUCAGUCUAUGUUACGGUUCAAUCACAACUUCUGCCGACACCAGCAAGAAGCCAUUAUACCUUUAACCUUCGUGAUCUUUCCAAGGUUUUUCAAGGCAUUUUUAUGUUUGACAUAUUUCAUCUCUCGGGCGACUUCAAUGGGGUUUUACGUCUCUGGUACCACGAAUCGUGUCGCGUUUACCAAGAUCGAUUAAUCAACAAUACUGACAGACAAUGGUUCAAAGAUGUGUGUAUUAAAACACUUGACAGCUUUUUCGAGGCUAAAUUUGAUGAGGUGGUCCCAUCAGAGCCGCUGUUGUAUGGUGAUUUUCUUUCUAAUGAUAUUCCUGAGAAUCGAAAGUACAUCGAAAUGGUUGAUCACUCACAAGUGAUUCAGGUUUGUGAGGAAAACCUGCAAGACUAUAACCAACUAAACAGCGCAAGAAUGGACCUAGUGCUUUUCAUGGAUGCUAUUAUCCACAUUUGUCGGCUCUCCAGGAUCAUCCGACAGCCACAAGGGAAUGCCUUAUUACUGGGUCUUGGCGGAAGUGGACGUCAAAGCGUAGCCCGUCUUUCAGCUCAUAUAUCUGAAGCUGAGUGCUUCCAAAUUGAACUAACAAAGACAUACGGUGUCCACGACUGGCAGGAAGACUUAAGAAAAGUCAUGAUGAUGGCCGGUGUCGAGGACAAACAGGUUAUGUUCCUGUUCUCCGAUACGCAAAUCAAGACGGAGACAUUUUUGGAAGAUCUUAACAAUAUGCUUAAUGCGGGUGAUGUGCCAAAUAUAUAUGCCUUCGAAGAUCUCGAGAAUAUCUACACUGCCAUGGAGCCUGUGGUAGCCAAUUUGGGACUGGUGCCUACAAAGAAUAAUCUAUUUUCUACUUAUGUCAAACGUGUCCGUCAAAACCUUCACACUGUGAUCACGAUGAGCCCACUAGGCGAAAUAUUCCGUGCUCGAUUGCGUCAAUUCCCGGCACUGGUUUGUUGCUGUACUAUCGACUGGUUCAGCGAAUGGCCAGAUGAAGCUUUGGAAGCUGUUGCCUUAAAAGUUUUCCGAAAUAUGACUGAUUUGAACACUGAUGAUGAACUCCUAGCCAGUAUCGUCAAGGUAUGCCAGAAAAUGCAUCAGUCAGCCGUUCAAUACACUGCAAGGUACCUCAUUGAAAUGGGACGAUAUAACUACGUGACAGCUGCCUGCUUUCUGGAGCUUCUUGGUACAUUCUCGAAGAUGUACGGCUCAAAGCUGACUGAAUUAAUGAAUUUAAGAAACCGAACAAAGACUGGAUUGGACAAACUUCUCUCCACGGAACUGAUUGUUGCCAAGCUACAAGAGGAACUGGAAGUGAUGCAACCGCAAUUAGAGAAGGCUAUCGAGACCUCAAAAGUAACGAUGGAAGAGAUUGCCAGAGAUUCUAAAGUGGCAGAAGAGACAACUGCAAUCGUUCAACGUGAGGAGGAAGCGGCUGCGAGAAAAGCCGCUGAAUGUGCAGAAAUCAAAGAUGAUGCUCAACGUGACUUAGAUGAGGCUUUGCCAGCACUCUAUGCAUCACUGGAUGCAGUUAAGUCGUUGAACAAGAGCGACAUUACUGAAGUUCGUGCCAUGAUGCGUCCCCCUGAAGGUGUCCGUCUUGUUAUAGAAGCUGUGUGCAUAAUGAAGGACGUUAAGCCAAAAAAAGUGGCUGGUGAUAAGCCAGGCAUUAAGGUGGACGAUUACUGGGAGCCUGGCAAGGCCAUGCUCCAAGAUCCGGGAAAAUUCCUUGACUCCCUUCUUAACUUCGAUCGUGAUAAUAUUCCUGAUGCAAUCAUUGCCAGAAUUCAGCCCUAUAUUGAUUCAGAAGCUUUUACACCUCAGGCCAUUUCAAAAGUUAGCAAGGCAUGUACGAGUAUCUGUUUAUGGGUGCGAGCAAUGUUCAAGUACCAUCACGUAGCCAAGACGGUGGCUCCGAAGAGGGCCGCAAUUAAAGCGGCUGAAAAGGAAUUGCAGGAGACUGAAUUUAUUCUGAAGGAGGCCCGAAUUCGAUUGCAGUCCUGUAAAGACCGCAUAGCUGGUUUGCAGGUUAAGUACGAUGAAUGCACCCUUAGGCAGCAAGAAUUGGAAAAUAAGAGCAAUCUUUGCGAGGCACGUCUUGUGAGGGCAGAUAAACUAAUUGGUGGCUUAAGCAGUGAAAAGGGAAGAUGGAUAGAAUUAAUUACAGAAUUAGAGAGCUUAGCUGAAAACUUAGUUGGUAACGUGCUUUGUUCUUCUGGUGCUGUGGCCUACAUGGGCCCUUUUGGUGGAGAUUAUAGACAAGAAAUGUCUACAAAAUGGGUUGAGUAUCUAAAGGAUCUCAAAGUGCCUCACACAUCGACCCCAGGUCUAGUUCAAAAUUUUGGCGAUCCCGUGAAAAUUCGUAAUUGGCACAUAUUUGGUCUGCCAAAGGAUAGUUUUUCCAUUGAAAACGCUGUUAUUGUCCAAUUCUCACGUCGGUGGCCUCUGUUCGUAGAUCCACAGGGCCAGGCGAAUAGAUGGAUAAAGUCGCUCGAAGGAGAUGAAGGACUUGAAGUCGUUAAAAUAUCCGAAAAAGACUUCCUGCGCACUCUUGAAAAUUCCAUCAGAUUUGGUAGGCCUGUUCUGCUAGAAAAUAUUGGGGAGGAACUUGACCCUGCUCUUGAUCCAAUUAUUAUAAAACAAACAUUCUCACAUCAAGGAACACUUAUGAUUAAGAUUGGUGACAAUAUUGUUCCUUACCAUCAAGAUUUUCGAUUAUACUUAACCACGAAAUUGCCGAACCCUCAUUAUUCGCCAGAAAAUUCAGCUAGGUUGGGAAUAGUCAAUUUUACCCUCGCUCCAAAGGGCCUGGAAGAUCAGCUUCUUGGUCUCGUCGUGGCAGAAGAACGUCCCGAUCUAGAAGAAGCGAAGGGCCAACUUAUUUUGAGCAAUGCCAAAAUGAAGCAGGAGCUUAAGGAGAUCGAAGACCGCAUUCUUGAGCGACUCAGUUCCUCCGAAGGUUCACCUAUUGAUGACCUCGAUCUGAUUGCGACACUUGAAGCCUCCAAGCUCAAGUCUUCGGAGAUUCAUGCAAAGGUCAUUGUGGCCGAACAAACCGAACGGGAUAUCGACGAAACCCGAAGCAUGUACAUUCCUGUCGCGAUUCGUGGCAGAAUUCUAUUCUUUUGCGUUAGCUCAAUGCGCAAUAUUGACCCCAUGUAUCAAUAUUCGCUAGAAUGGUUUAUAAACAUUUUCAUAAAUGGUAUUGCAAAUUCUGAAAAAGCAGCCACAGUCACCGAGCGUAUCGAAAAUACCAACAACUACAUUACGUUCUCUCUGUAUCAAAAUGUAUGUCGUAGUCUUUUUGAACGACACAAGCUACUGUUUUCAUUCCUGAUAAGCAUCAGAAUCCUUGAGGAAGAUGACCUCAUCAACAAAGAUGAAUAUAGAUUUCUGCUCUCUGGUGGUUCACAAAGAGUUACUGAAAUUCCAAACCCAGCCCCAGAAUGGAUAUCAGACCAAAUAUGGGGAGAUCUCUUGGCACUGGAUGCUUUGCCUAAUUUUGGUGGCCUUCCGAAGUUUAUAAAGAAAAAUCUUGAUGCAUUCAAGAACAUAUUUGAUUCACACGAACCCCAUCGUAUCCCACUAAAAGAACCAUGGGGUACUAAGCUCGACAGCUUCCAGCGCCUCCUAUUUCUACGAUGUUUCCGUCCUGACAAGGUUGCCAACGCAAUGCAAGAUUUUGUGGCUCAUCACCUCGGUCAAAGAUUUAUUGAACCACAAAAUACCAAACUCAGUGAGGUGUUCAAGGAUAGUUCACCAACGACUCCCAUAAUCUUCAUUUUAUCAGCGGGAACUGAUCCAGCUGCAGAUUUGUAUAAAUUUGCAGAGGAAAUGAAGUUUGGAGGCAAGAAACUAUCGUCUAUUUCCUUGGGUCAAGGUCAGGGUCCACGUGCUGAAGAAAUGAUGCAGGCCGCAAUGGAUCGUGGGCUCUGGGUCUUUUUCCAGAACUGUCACUUGGCACCCUCAUGGAUGCCUUCCUUGGAACGUCUUGUAGAACAGAUCGACAAAGAUAGGAUACAUAGAGAUUUUCGCCUUUGGCUUACUAGCAUGCCAAGUCCACAGUUUCCCGUGUAUAUCCUUCAGAAUGGUUCGAAGUUGACUAUUGAGCCACCAAAAGGGAUUAAAGCCAACCUCCUUAGAACGUACUUGUCAAUUGGUGAGAAGCAGUUGGAAAGUGUUCCACAAAAAAAUUCGAACUUCAAGUCUUUACUUUUGGCGCUCUCUUUCUUCCACGCCGUUUGCAUUGAGAGGAAGAAAUUCGGGCCAUUAGGUUUUAAUAUUCCUUAUGAAUUUACUACUGGCGAUUUGAAGAUUUGCAUGGACCAACUUGUCAUGUUUCUCGAUGAAUACAGUGAAAUUCCAUUUAAGGUCCUUCGGUAUACCGCGGGUCAAAUCAAUUACGGUGGUCGUGUAACAGACGACUGGGACCGUCGAUGUUUAAUGAACAUUCUCAUCGACUUCUAUCAUCCCAAGUCCCUUGAAAGCGAUCACCAGUACUCAAAAACAGGCAUUUACAGGCAGAUUUCUGGCAAAUCUGAUUACAAAGCGUACCUUGACUACAUUCAGACGUUGCCACUCAAUGAUCUUCCUGAAGUCUUUGGUCUGCACGACAAUGCAAAUAUCACUUUUGCACAAAAUGAAACUUUUCAUUUGUUAGCUGACUUAGUGCUCUUGCAACCAAAAACAUCUAGUGUCGGCGGUGGUGAAAAAACUCGGGAAGAGGUUAUUGAGGAAGUGGCCACCAGACUUCUCCAACAGUGUCCACAGCUAUUUGAUACUGAAGUUAUUGUCAAGAACUACCCAAUACUCUACGAGCAGUCCAUGAAUACAGUUCUUAUUCAAGAGGUCAACAGAUAUAACGACCUCUUGAUUUUACUAACCAAGAGCCUGAAAGAGCUAAUCAAUGCAGUUCGAGGUUUAGUUGUCAUGUCUGAGCCACUUGAAGCCAUAGCUACGUCACUAUUCACUAAUCAGGUACCUGAAAUGUGGAACAGUAACGCCUAUCCGAGCUUGAAACCUCUUGGAGCAUGGGUGGAGGAUUUGCAACAGAGAAUCAAGUUUAUUCAGACCUGGAUUGAUGAAGGAUUGCCAAUCGUGUAUUGGAUUAGCGGAUUUUUUUUCCCUCAGGCUUUUCUAACAGGUCAACUGCAGAAUUUUGCACGUAAACAUGCGCAACCCGUGGACACAGUCAGCUUCAAUUUUAAGGUUAUGAAAGAAAACAUAGGAGACCUCACAGAGGUUCCCGUCGAUGGUUGUUACAUCCGCGGCCUUUUCUUGGAGGGCUGUCGUUGGGAUCCAUUGCAAAUGUGCCUAAUUGAAUCCAGACCCAAAGAACUGUACACGCAUAUGCCAGUAGUCUGGCUUCUUCCUGAACCUAAUAAGCAGAAGCCUGAGAGUGGAAUUUAUGAGUGUCCUGUCUACAAAACUUUAGCAAGAUAUGGUACGCUGUCAACCACCGGUAUGUCAACAAACUUCGUUCUCACCAUCGAGAUACCCAGCAAGGAACCUCAGAAACAUUGGAUAAAGAGAGGCGCAGCACUCUUAUGUGCUCUGAACUACUGA